UGGCGGCACCCAGGCGCCAUUUCCCCCUCCCCUUCCGCUUUCUCCCACCCUUAGGAGCUUCUCAGUACAGGUCCUGAGGUAGCCUCGUUUCGGGGGCAUCCCGGCGCGAGGACACCCCCCACCCUCCGGAGCGGCGCGCGACCAUGUGGAGGCAACUCGCGCGUCCUCUCCGCGCGCUGCCAAAGAUCCCCGGAGAUUCUUUUUCUGCCAGAGUCCUCAGUGCUGGCCUGAAGAGCUAUGUGCUUCCCCAGGAUUAUACCAACAUCUCCAUCCCUGACAGACCCAAACUGAAGUUCAUGGACAAAGUUCCAAGUGUACCUAAAGUGAGGCGGGAAUUCAAAAACCUACGUGACAUCCGUGGCCCAUCCACUGAGGCCACUGAGUUCACCCAAGGACAGUAUGGCAUUUUGGCAUUGGGUGGUGGUUACCUUCAUUGGGGUCACUUUGAAAUGAUGCGCCUAACCAUCAAUCGUCACCUGGAUCCCAAGAUAAUGUUCGCUGUGUGGCGCAUUCCAGCCCCUUACAAGCCCAUCACCCGCAAGAGCUUAGGCCAGCGCAUGGGUGGGGGCAAAGGUGCCAUUGACCACUAUGUGACAGCAGUGAAAUGUGGCCGCCUCAUUUUGGAAGUGGGUGGGCACUGUGAGUUUGGGGAGGUGGAGCACUUCCUCACACAGGUGGCCAAGAAACUGCCGUUCCCAGCCAAGGCAGUCAGCUGCCAGUCCCUGAAGGAGAUGCGCCAGGCAGAAGAGGAGAGAAGACACAAAAAUCAGAACCCGUGGACAUUUGAGCGCAUCAUCACCUCCAACAUGCUGGGGAUCCGCAAGGUGCUGAGCCCCUACGAUCUGACGCAGAAGGGGCGCUACUGGGGCAAGUUCUUUCUGAAAGACAGAGUGUAAUGACCAAGUGAGGGUAGGAGGGAAAAAUAUCAGGGAUGAGUGCCUGGAAGGAACCUUGAUCCUCAGCAAGUGUGAAGUCCCUUCUGAGUGCAUCCCAUCUUGUUGUGGUAGGCUCUCAGAGGGUGGGCAUUGCUGUGGAGAUCUGCCCCUCAGCUCCAGAGGUGGCUGAGUUGCAUGCAGUAAACAUGGAGGUGUGAGGGGCAGGUUAGGGUAACCAAUGAUCAUUUUGGAUUAUUAAAGCUUUCCUACAGUGUCA
This is a messenger RNA of Mauremys mutica (yellowpond turtle), 1152 nucleotides long. It is a transcript of the gene MRPL16, whose product is annotated as mitochondrial ribosomal protein L16. The transcript has 4 exons. Gene Ontology annotation, cellular component: mitochondrial large ribosomal subunit; ribosome. The record is from RefSeq and is a predicted model, not a curated record. Bases 144 to 896 code for a protein of 250 amino acids. NCBI's taxonomy places the organism in Eukaryota, Metazoa, Chordata, Testudines, Geoemydidae. Gene Ontology annotation, biological process: mitochondrial translation. Gene Ontology annotation, molecular function: rRNA binding; structural constituent of ribosome.